This is a messenger RNA of Salarias fasciatus (jewelled blenny), 2664 nucleotides long. It is a transcript of the gene crk, whose product is annotated as v-crk avian sarcoma virus CT10 oncogene homolog. Bases 367 to 1308 code for a protein of 313 amino acids. Gene Ontology annotation, biological process: enzyme-linked receptor protein signaling pathway; cell migration. Lineage: Eukaryota; Metazoa; Chordata; Actinopteri; Blenniiformes; Blenniidae. Gene Ontology annotation, cellular component: cytoplasm. The transcript has 3 exons. The record is from RefSeq and is a predicted model, not a curated record. Gene Ontology annotation, molecular function: signaling adaptor activity; receptor tyrosine kinase binding.
UGUUUUCCCGGAUCCGCCAUUUCAGUUUUUGAAGUUAGUUGUCAUCGCUGCGUGGCUCCGAGCUGCGAGUUUGUUGCUAAAAGAGGCGAGAGGCGGUGGACAGAGCCGAGCGGCGCCCCGCACUCCCCUGCACUGAACCGCGCAGCCCGCUGGUCCCCUCCUCCCGGACGCCGCCGAGCCUCCGUGCCCACACGGCCAGCCGCGGAUGUCGCCUGUUCCCUGAACGAGCUCCAGGCGCUAAAGUUUGUGUAUGAGUUGAAGGCUCGGCGGGCGGAGAACGGGAGGGAGAGCAGGGAAGGCCCCGGUGAAGCCUCGGUGGAGCCCCGGUGAAGCCCCGGUGAAGCCUCGGGCUUUGGAGCGGCGAUCAUGGCCGGAAAUUUUGACGCGGACGACCGCAGCAGCUGGUACUGGGGUCGGCUGAGCAGGCAGGAGGCGGUGUCCCUGCUGCAGGGGCAGCGGCACGGCGUCUUCCUGGUGCGGGACUCCAUCACCAGCCCCGGGGACUACGUGCUGUCGGUGUCGGAGAACUCCAAAGUCUCCCACUACAUCAUCAACAGCAUCAGCAACAACCGACAAUCCGGCCCAGGUCUGGCCCAUCCCAGGUUCAGGAUUGGUGACCAGGAGUUCGACGCGCUGCCCGCUCUGCUAGAGUUCUACAAGAUCCACUACCUGGACACCACCACUUUAAUAGAGCCCAUAAACAGGUCCAGUCACCCCACGUUCAUGAGCACUGGCGGAGGCCCCCCGCCGCGCCUGGAGGACGAGUAUGUCCGGGCUCUCUUCGACUUUGCCGGCAACGACGAGGAGGACCUCCCUUUCAGGAAGGGCGACGUUCUCCGAGUCCUGGAGAAGCCGGAGGAGCAGUGGUGGAAUGCCCAGAACUCUGAGGGCCGCACCGGGAUGAUCCCGGUGCCGUACGUGGAGAAGUACCGACCGGCUUCUCCCAGCUCGGCGGCGGGGCCCGGUGCGCCCGGGGCCCCGCCGCCCGGUAUGGGUGUGCUGGGGAACUCUGACGGCUCCGCGGCCCAGUCCGGAGCCCCGCUGCUGGGAGACCCCAGCCAGUACGCCCAGCCCACCCCCCUCCCAAAUCUCCAGAAUGGACCUGUGUAUGCCAGGGCCGUACAGAAGAGGGUGCCCAACGCCUACGACAAGACCGCCCUGGCUUUAGAGGUGGGCGACAUGGUGAAGGUGACCAAAAUCAACGUGAACGGGCAGUGGGAGGGCGAAUGUAAAGGCAAGCGGGGCCACUUCCCAUUCACACACGUCAAACUGCUGGACCAGCACAACGCCGAGGACGAGCUCAGCUGAGAGCGGACCACCCGCGCCGCUUCCCUGGACACUAGUUAUUAGGCCCUCACCCCCCCGUCCUACCCCCUCCUCCUCCUCCUCCUCCCAUUCUGCACACACUGAUCCCCACCCUCCUGUUUACCUGCACCGAACGCCCCCCCCCCCCUCUCCACACACCCUCCACCUGACAACGGAGUGUUUUUGUGGAUUUUGACACCACCCUGUAGCCCCCCCCGAACCCCUCCUAAAGCUGUGGACACACUAUCACCACCCACUCCUCAGGAGACACCCCUCACCCCCCCCAUAGCUCAGCCACUUCCUCUUCCUGUGUCAGAGCCAGCAGAUAAACCGCUCAGCGCUGCAUUCAUGUCUCCAAAAACACUCAAACAACUCUGCAGUUUCUGAACCGUUACUUAACUAUAUUUGUCUUUCAUGACAGCGAUGACACUUAAAGCUGAAGCUAGGAGCUGGUUAGCAUGACAGUGGGUUGAAUGCUGUGAAUUAAAGCUAAUAGAAUGCAGAGAAACCACAAAUUAAGACACUUGAAAUACCAUUUCAUACCACAAGGUGGUGUAGUGAGUCACACACUAGUAGGUUCAACCAAAUAAAGAAGCGGCGAUUGAUAUCAGUGCCUCAUUCACACAGCAAACAAAAAGUCGCUGUCUAGAGUAUCAUCACCCAACAAGCCGUACUCGCUGAGACUUUCAAGGUAAUGUUUUUAAAUUAUUGAAAUUCACAAAUCACUUAAAAUGUGAGAAAAUAUGUCAUGACUUCACCAUGAACUCAUCACACCUGGCACGCCUGCUCUUGUAAUUCCGCUUCCAACCACAACAUGGCGUAAUAUAUGGCGGAGUCUCGUUUGUCCCUGAAUAAUCGGCUUCAGUCAUGCACCAGGGUCAACAGCAGCUUUUCUGAAAUAAUCUGACUUCUUAAACCGAGAGGUGUACUUCUGCUGUCACUACAUGUUUUUUCACUGAACUGUCGGGAAAUUAUUUCAGUUUGACAAUUAUAUAAUGGAAGCAACAGCUACAGGCGUAUCUGCUGAAAUGUGACACUUGUAAUAUCGCUUCGCGCCUCAAGAUGGUGCUGUGAGUCAGUCAACUAAAAUAAUGACUGACCCUCCGUCGAACUAUUUACUAAGACUAAACCUGCGAAAAGCUUUGAAAAAUGUGUUUCACAAACAGAAAGGGAGUUAACAGCAGCCAUUACUUCACCUUAAAGACUUCUGUGUAACAAACUAAUCCUGCAGUUCCACUGUGGACCACAAGGUGGUGCAGUGAGAAGGUAAAGUGUCCAGUUUGUUAGCACAGUCGCUCUGUUCUGGGUUCACAUUGCAUGAUGGAGACCUAAGCUGAGGUCAGGGUGAGUUGUAGCUUA